AUGAGCGAAACGCCUGAAGCGACGUGUGCGUCCUUUUCGCCCAGCAAGAUGCAAAUCAUCCUUAUUGAUCAACGCCGUCUUCCGCUCCACAAUGGCUCGUGUGACGUGUGCGUGAGCACCAUCACCAACCAGAGAGGCUGGCAGCAGGUUCGGGACAGGGAACAACUCGUCACUGUCUCCAUGCCCACCUCUGUCCGUCACAGACUUCGCUGGGAUCAAUGGGUUCCAUUGAAAGACCUGGGAUCGGCUGGCAGAGAAACCAGCAGGUUUGCUGAUGGAACCGGCGGAACUUUGGUUGGAUCCAGAGAAAGACCGGAAUGCAGCUUAAUUAAGAAUUACGACUUGGACGGGUUCUUUUCCCGGCUCUACUGGUAUCAUUUCAACCGAGGCUUUUUACCCAUGCUGGUUCGCGACGUUCUCGCCUUGCUGCAUUACAGCUUUCUAGCAUCUGUCGCGUUUGUCAUCACGCACUGCGUCGACAUCGACGCACUUUCCAAGCAUGACUUGAUUUUUCGGUCUGCUGUCCCAAUGGAAAGAGAGAUUCCCAAUCAGAAUCCGAAUGUCUCUGAUCCAAUCACGGCAUCCAACAACAACAACAACAUGAACAUAAGAUCCAUUUUCACAGUCGUGUUACCCAUUGAAGAAUGUGUGGCGAUCUCUAUAGAAAAGCUCCAUCCAGGCCUAGUGGUGGCAUUUUGCUACUUGUGCUUCCUGAUCUCCAAGUUCUUUUAUCAUUUCGUCAUGUGCUAUUGGCUACAUGUGUUUUACCGUGAUGUUUUGCUGGUUUCCGAGCAAGACCUCCAGCUCGUUUCGUGGCAAGAAGUUAUGGCACGAGUGAGGACAGCUGUGGCGGAAGGAAGAAUGUCCAUGGAAAAACAUAACUUGAGUGAUUUAGAUAUUUAUAACAUAAUUCUGAGAAGCACGAAUUAUUUGCUGGCAAUGACGAACAGAUACGUGAUCGCCGCUGUGUUCAAAUAUCCCAUCGUUGGAACAUUCUCGUUCAUGUCCAGAUCGUAUUGGCAAACAAUGACAUUUUUAUUAUUUGACUUUCCAGAUGCUCCAUUCAAAGGAGGAAGAAGACUCAAGCCGCUUUACAAAAAUGAGGAAACACGAGACCAAGCAGUAAUGAAUUUGAGACUGAGAAUCCUAUUUUUCGCUGUAGCGAACACAUUACUGAUGCCGUUUGUCGUGUUGUACAGAAUCGUCGAUGCUGUUUGCGAUUCACUUGAGACGAUCAAACGGAGUCCUGGCGAUUUGGCGUCUCGGUCCUGGUCCACCUAUGCCAUGGUGUAUUGUAGACACUUCAAUGAGCUUGAACACGAGCUGUACUACAGAAUGAAUUCAGCUCAUGAACCAGCGGUCUUUUACACAGACUCGAUAUCGAAUUCAAUUUGGGCCGAAUUUCUGAGGUUCAUCAGAUUCCUGCUUACAAGUAUUCUCGGCAUUCUUAUUGCUAUGAUUCUUUACAACGAAACGCUUCUGUCGGUCAGAGGCGUUUUGACGACAAUGAGUGUCUGUGGGACUUUGCUGGCGUUCGUGAGGAGUUGGUUGCCGAAUACGAGGGCGAUCAAAGCUCCUCACAGGUUCAUGAGGGCUUGUGUCAGCUAUAUCCAUUAUGUGCCAAUUUUCUUUUUGGAACAAGCGCAGACUUUGACGAUUCAUGAAGAAUUUGGCUGCUUGUACGAAACUGGAUGGUCAACCAUAUGGAAGCGUCUGGCGUCAGCAAUUCUGCUUCCAUUGUUCCUGUUGUUUGAAGUUCUGCCCAACGCGGAAGACAUUGUUGCCUUCCUGGCUGAUAACACUGUGAGCCUCGAAGGCAUUGGAGACGUUUGCAGCUUCGCCUUGUUCGACCUGGAACGACACGGCAGCGACUUCUGGAAAGUGCCUGAAUGCAAAGAAGUUGAGGAGAAUAAAAUCGACGACGACAACCCAGAGCAACGGGAUGAUGACAAACGCUUUAGUUCCACUCCAGACCGCUCCUCUUUUUUCUGGCAGCAAAAGAAGUGGGACUCCGGAGGACGCGUGGAGAUGUCGCUCCUACGAUUCACUGCUUCAAAUCCGCAAUGGAAACCAGAACCGAGCCACGUGGAAUAUUUGACGGGCCUCGAAAUGGCAUUACGGGAAGGUGUUUUCUGCUUUCGCCGUAAAAAACCAUAUGUUCAUUCGCUGGAUAUUGAACCCUGCCCAACAGCAGCAAAAGAUGACGAUGUCGUUCCGGCAAUUGAAGCUGAUCUCAAAAAUAAACCAUACACUUCCGAUGCCCGAAAUUCCGCCAGGAAAACGGAUUCACCUACGAAGAAAUCGAUCCACUCGAGCAAAAAAGCCAAGAAACGCAAGAACAAGCAAAGGAAACGCUUGGUAUUUCACAUCGACAAUAUCGGCGAAGCCAUCCUGUUCUUGUACGAUUUGUACAAAUUCAACUUCAAAAAGGCAAUUCUCGGGGACGACGCUUCCGAGGAUGAACCUUUCAUCGACGCUGAUAUCGGACAAUAUUUGUUGAAUCCUUCCAGAAAAUACACUUCUCAACGACGACGAGUACCUCUAACGGAAAUGGUAGAAUUUGGCAACUGAAGAUUCAUUCCAGCCUUUUCAUUAUUCUGAAAAUUGGUUGUAACUAAUGUUCCGUCUCCAUUUUAUGAUGCUUUUCGUCUUUUUUUCUUCCAUUCGAACUACUGCUGAAAUAUUUCAUAUUGACAUGCCUCGAA
Molecule: messenger RNA, 2705 nt
Organism: Notodromas monacha
Lineage: Eukaryota; Metazoa; Arthropoda; Ostracoda; Podocopida; Cyprididae
Source: the annotation of a GenBank genome assembly